GAUAAUUCCCCCAUAUUCGAACUCUUUGACUAUCGUCGCCGAAAAAAUCCAAUUGAAAAACUUUUAGAAAACCGAAUGGAAGAAUUUAACGUGCGCAGAAACCCAAUUAUACUACCCAGCGAAGAACCCAAAAGUUGCUUAAAGCCUAUUAUCUUCAUCAAUAUCGACAUAUCGCCUACACAAAUCCAGACCGUUUUUACGUACCUAGAUAAAAGUAGACAAGUUGGACAGAAGCAAAAUUUUGAAUGGUAAUGGUGAUAGGCGGCAGAAUAUCUUUUAUAAGAAAGCCCAACUAAGUUCUAUUUUAUUGCAUAAUAGUAAUAUGCAACCAUUGAUUAGUUUUAUCACACAAUCAGAAUUGUAUCGCAGACCAGUACUACAGAUAUCAAAUAGACUAAAGUUAGGUUUAGAAAAGAUUUUUGGUGGCUAUCUCAAAAUUUAUUCAAAUUACAGAAGACAAAGUAUGAUAAGAAAAAUAUUAGUGAACUCGACACCCAAAUUACUUCACCAGGCUCUCCAAAACAUGCGGAAGAGGAGAAUUUUAAGCAGUAAUGGAAGGAUAAAAUCAAGUAAAAAAAUUAGGCAAAAGAAAAUUAGAAAAUUAUUUGUCUCCUCCAACCCAAAUCUAUUUAAACAGCUUACGGCAAACUUUGACAUGAACGAUCUUUUUGUGUCGAAGGACGGAUUUCCUGUUUCGGAUAGCGAGUCAUUUACUACAUGCCAUCCAGGGUACUUGUAUUUUUUUAUGAUCACAUAUCUGCACUGUCUCAACACGCAAAUAGAGGAAAAAUUAAAAAGUAUUGUAGGAACAAAUGGGCGAGCCAACAACAUUUGGUAUGGCGUCUCUAUUGACAAAAAGCUACUGGAUACUGUAUUCGGCUCAAUAAAAAAUUUGGAAAAAUCUUUCUUUGCAAGUGGAAUACUUGGGAAGGACGACGAACUUCGAAAAGCAAAGUUCUGUACCCGUGGUGAAGAAAUUCUACCAGCUAUCCAACACAAAUAUGAACAUUUGGACUUUAGUUUGAAAACACACUUUGUUGUUGCACAGAUAUCUUCAAAGCAUAUUCAACUCAGUUUGCAUCAAGUGGUCAAACUGGCAUCACCCGGAGAAGAUCCAGCGUCCAUCAUUAUUCAGGAUGAGAUGAUACAUAUUCAUGAUGUAUACGACAUACUUUGUAAUAGUAUUAUGAAGAGCAUACAAGUCAAUUGUCAAAUUGAUGAUUGUACCACGCAUAAGUAUGGGGAAGAUAUGCAAUAUGAUUUUCAGUCAUUUGAGAUAUAUAACAAUAUUUAUCGAAAUUUAAAACCGUACGUUGUGGAACUUUUCGAAAAAAACAAAUCAAAUUUGGACAUGGAUUCCAAAAUACAGCUGAAUAUCAACACGAAAUGCGAUUGCAGUAUCAGUAUUUCUCUUUGUGACAUUAUUGAAGUAGGCCUUAUGUCAGUGAUAGAAAGUAUGGCAACGGAUAUAUUGUCUUCUUUGAUCAACAAAAGACUAUUUGGAAACUAUGUCCCAAAUUAUAUUUUUGUGUUUGGAAAUCCGUUCAAUCUGGGGCAGGGUUCAAAGAUCCACAUCGCAUACACCAUGAUUAUGCAAAAAGCGAUGGAUGACGGCGUAUAUAUUAAAGAAAAAGAUACAAAGACAUUUGUACUUAGAGUGUCAAUUUUCCAAUUACUGGAGAAGUUUUUAUCUGGAAAAAAGCCUUACAUGUUUGAAAGGUUUGUCACUGGAACUUUGUGCCAAGUAUCAAGCAAUACAUACGGGAUGAAGAUCUCAUCAUAUGAUACAGACGAUUUGAUGCCUUUCACCCGAAUAAACAGUGAUGGUGAUAUCAAAAAUACUAUUUCAGAUGAUGGCAGUUAUUUGGUAUUUAUUCAGAAAGGGAAGCCAGUUCCAACAAAAGGGCUUAUAAUUCAAAUCAAUGAACCAGAUUAUAUCAAUUUAGAAAUUCUUCAAUUAGAAAGUUCAACCAGUACUGUUCCGGAUAAGUAUACUCUAUUGCACGGCAACACUCCUGGUGUUACUUAUACAAUAUUCUCCGGUAAUUUGUCGCGUUAUCGUAUUGAAACACUUGUGGUAGAAUAUGAGCAGAUUAGCAAUAAUUUAUCUAUCAAACUAUCAAGAGGAUGUAUGGGUAAUAUUGAUGACUAUAUUGAUAAACUUUAUUACGAAACCGAAAAUAUCAUGGAGCCAUUGACACUUGCUUAUAUUUAAAAAAUCACCGCUUCAAUAAAAUCAACCUAUUUUUAAACCACCGUUUUACCUGUGUGACUUUCAAUUUUAAAAA
This is a messenger RNA of Mucor mucedo, 2288 nucleotides long. RefSeq lists its product as uncharacterized. The record is from RefSeq and is a predicted model, not a curated record. The transcript has 5 exons. NCBI's taxonomy places the organism in Eukaryota, Fungi, Mucoromycota, Mucoromycetes, Mucorales, Mucoraceae. The coding region runs from base 323 to 2215 and encodes 630 amino acids.